Molecule: messenger RNA, 1239 nt
Organism: Tachyglossus aculeatus (Australian echidna)
Lineage: Eukaryota; Metazoa; Chordata; Mammalia; Monotremata; Tachyglossidae
Gene: PEX11B
Product: peroxisomal biogenesis factor 11 beta
Exons: 4
Coding region: 21-767 (248 amino acids)
Biological process (GO): peroxisome fission; regulation of peroxisome size
Cellular component (GO): peroxisomal membrane
Source: RefSeq, a predicted model, not a curated record
UGUCCCCCGGGGGCCCCGCCAUGGACGCCUGGGUUCGCUUCAGCGGGCAGAGCCAGGCCCGGGAGCGGCUGUGCAGGGCCGCCCAGUACGCCUGCGUCCUCCUGGGCUACUCCCUGCAGAGACAUGGGGCGAGCGAGGCCGCGCUCAGACAGAUCAAGGAGCUGGAGGGACACUUCGGGGUCGUCCGCAAGCUGCUCCGCCUGGGCAACUCGGUGGACGCCCUGGAGUCGGCCAAGCGUGCGGUCCACCUGUCGGACGUGGUCCUGCGCUUCCUCAUCACCGUCGGCCACCUCAACCGCGCCAUGUACUUGGCCUGCGACAACGUCCUGUGGGCCGGCCGGGCCGGGCUGGCUCCGCAUCUCGACCAGGACAAGUGGACUCGACGCUCAUUCCGGUACUACCUGUUCGCGCUGAUCAUGAACCUGAGUCGCGACGCCUACGAGAUGGGGCUGCUGAUGGAGCAGGAGGCGUCGGGGCGACGGGCCAAGGGGGGCGAGGAGUGGGGGCCGGGGCCGGGGCCGGGGCCGGGGCCGGGCCGGGCUCCCCUGGCCGCCCUGGGGCUGCGGCUGCGGCUGGCCGGCCGGGUCCUGCGCGCCCACCCGCCCCUGCUCCUGGACGUGGUCCGCAACGGCUGCGACCUGGCCAUCCCCCUGGACCGCCUCGGCCUGCUGCGCUCCGGGCCCGGGGUCGUGGGCUGCUGCGGCCUCCUCUCCUCCGUCCUCUCCAUCCUCGCCCUGCUGCACCCCUGGAUGAAGCUCAAGCCCUGAGCCGACCCACGGACGAUGGACGGACCCGCCGGUCCCUCCCCAAUUCCCGAUCCGCGUCUUGCUUCUCCGCCCCGUCCCUCCGGAAGUCCGCUCGAUUCACCCCGGGUGAGGCCGGGGACGGGGGGACCCCGAAGUCCUCGUCCAUCUCCCCGUCCCCUUCGAGGACAAAGUUGGAACUUUUUCCCCCCUUUUUAUAAAAAAAAAAGGAACAAAUCCAAGAUUCAACGUGUAAGAUUCCUCCUGGGAGAAAACCAGAGGCGGGAAGGGUCUUGCUCCCCGUCUCAACUUCCCUUCUUUGGUUUUUGUCCACCGCCUUCCCCCGUGUAAAUACUGUACAAUUAAACCUUGUAAAUACCCGUGCCCGGCGUUAGAACUCCUUGAAGAGCCCGGCCUGGUCCUCAUCCCCUCCCAAAUGCUCCCUGUCCGGUUCGUCUUUGUCAGCGACGUUAUUAAUAAUAAUAAUAAUAAUUGU